UCACACCAUCCCCCACCAUCAUCAGAGUGGAAACCUAGGGGAAUAUAAUAUCGUUGUUGUUAAAGAAGAGUAUAAAGUGGAGGAUGAGGAGCGUAGUGCAACAAAGGAGCUUUCUGAAGGACACAAGGAUCUCUACAAGGACAUUAUGAUGGAGCCACCUAAUUACAGAAACCCGGAAAGUUUUUCCCGUUUUCUGUAUUACACACAGGAAGACGACACCAUCUCUUACCAUCAUCAGAUAGAUGGUGAAGAACUGAAAGUCAUCAAAGUUGAGAUUAAAGAAGAGGAAGAAGAAGAGAGGUUGGUGAGUGGAGAUCAGCAGUCUAUGGAGGAGGGGGAGAUGAUUAUGGAAAGUAAACAGGAGGAAUCUUCUCUACAUAAGGACACAAGUAAUUGUGCCCAGGAUACAUCUGAGGAACAUCUCCAGAUUUUAUCUCCAGAUUAUAAUGUAGAAGAUAAUGUCGUCACACAACGUCCUUCAGAAGUAAAUCCCAUUACAGAUAAUAGAUAUCACAGACUUCACCAUUUGGAAAUCUCUAUAGAUCCUUCUAAUCCCGAGGAAUCCUCUGAUAAAUCACAUCCCAGGACUCCAAGAUCUCCCAAUACAGAUCCAACUUUUCCCAAUGAAUCUUCUUUAAACCAGGAAGAGAUUCACACAGGAGGGAGUUCCUUCUCAUGUUCAUUGUGUGGGAAAUCCUUUACAAAAAACUGGGCACUUCUUAGACACAAAAAAAGUCACACUGGGGAACGUCCCCAUUCGUGUUCAGAGUGCGGGAAAUGUUUUGCUCAUAAAGAACACCUUCUUCAGCAUCAGAAAAUUCACACAGGUGAGCGUUCCUAUUCAUGUACAGAGUGUGGGAAAUGCUUUAUUCAGAAAGCAGACCUUUUGAGACACCGGAAAAUUCACAUGGAUGAACGUCCCUUUUCAUGUUCAGAGUGCGGGAAAUGUUUCAUUCAGAGAGGCGACCUUCUUAAACAUCAGAGAAUUCACACGGGCGAACGUCCCUUUUCGUGUUCAGAGUGCGGCAAAUGUUUCACUCAAAAACAAGUACUUGUUACCCACCAGAAAAGUCACACAGGUGAGCGUCCCCAUUCGUGUUCCGAGUGCGGGAAAUGUUUCAUUCACAAAGGAGAUCUCGUUAAGCACGAAAGAAGUCACACGGGCGAGCGUCUCUAUUCAUGUUCAGAGUGCGGGAAAUCUUUUCGACAGAAAGAACACCUUACUAUACACCAAGGAAUUCACACGGGUGAGCGUCCUUAUUCGUGUUCAGAGUGCGGGAAACGUUUCAUUCAGAAAGGAGACCUUCUUAAACAUCUGAGAAUUCACACGGGUGAGCGUCCCUUUUCAUGUUCAGAGUGUGGGAAAUGUUUCACUCAAAAAAAAGUACUUCUUACACACCAGAGAACUCACACGGGUUAGGGUUCUUAUUCUGGUUAAGGGUGUGGGAAAUGUUUCUGUCACAAAGGAGACCUUCAUAAACACCAAAGUGAACAUCGUCCAUGUUGAGUGUGCGGGAAACGUUUCAUUUGUUGAAAAUUCAUCUCCACCUCCACCUAAUAACUGAACUUUUUCUUUCUCGAUCAACUUAUCCUUUUCACAGGUAUUACUCUUUUGUAUCACUUCCCCCGCCCUUUAGAUUGUAAGCUCCCGUGAGCAGGAACCUCCCACCCGUCUUAUAUGGAAUUUUAUUUUACUGUAUUUGUACUAUUUUCCUAUAUAUUGUAAAAUGCUGGCGCUAUAUACAUCCUGUGUGGUAUCAAUAAUAAUAAUAUUCUGUUCU
This is a messenger RNA of Rana temporaria (common frog), 1781 nucleotides long. Its product is annotated as oocyte zinc finger protein XlCOF6.1-like. NCBI's taxonomy places the organism in Eukaryota, Metazoa, Chordata, Amphibia, Anura, Ranidae. The transcript has 4 exons. The record is from RefSeq and is a predicted model, not a curated record. Bases 146 to 1420 code for a protein of 424 amino acids.